CACGUCAGGCCCACCAUGCUAGACCGUAGUGGGCUACAGUGUUACAGUCACGAUACGAUACAAUACUUUCUAGUCUUAUUUUUAAACAUGGCUUGAGUUGAGAUCAUAGAAGCCUCAGCCAAUUUAGAUGAUUAUAUAAGUCUCUGAGGAAGCGAAGAGACCAUGUGUAACAUCUCAACCUCGUGCAAUGUUGACUCGAACAUAGACCAGUUCUUCCAGCCGGCGCUGUAUAUUUUCGUCAUCGUCCUUGGCUUCCCCACUAACUGCAUGGCCCUGUGGGCCGCGUACAUGCAGGUCAGACAGAAGAAUGAGUUGGGGGUCUACUUGAUGAACCUCUCGGUGGCUGACCUCUUGUAUAUAGCCACUUUGCCGCUUUGGAUUGAUUAUUUCCUCCACCAUGACAACUGGAUCCACGGUCAAGUGUCCUGCAAGAUGUUUGGUUUCAUCUUCUACACCAACAUCUACGUCAGCAUCGCCUUCCUCUGCUGCAUAUCUGUGGAUCGUUACUUGGCAGUGGCUCAUCCCCUGAAAUUCGCUAAAGUCCGCAGGGUCAAAACAGCCUUGCUGGUCUGUGCCGUUGUGUGGGUAACUGAAAUAGUGGCCAACUCUGCACCUCUCUUCCACGAUGAGCUUUUCAAGGACCGCUUUAACCACACCUUCUGCUUCGAGAAGUAUCCCAUGCAGGAUUGGGUGGCCGGGAUGAACCUUUACCGCACUUUCCUCGGCUUCUUGGUGCCUUGGGGUGUGAUGUUAGCUGCUUACAGAGGCAUCCUGAGAGCCGUGCGCAGUAACGUCUCGACCGAGCACCAAGAGAAAGCCAAAAUCAAGAGGCUGGCCCUCAGUUUGAUCCUCAUCGUCCUCCUCUGCUUUGCUCCCUACCACGUCCUCCUGCUGUGGCGCAGCGUGCUUUUCCUCAGCAACCCCUGCGAUUGUGGUGGCGAGGAGAACUUGUUUGGUGCUUAUCAUGUGACUCUAGCGCUCACUAGCCUCAACUGCGUGGCAGACCCCAUCCUCUAUUGCUUUGUCAAUGAAGGGGCCCGUCAUGAUGUGGGCCGGGGCCUGGCCACUCUCUUCGGUCUCUUCCAGCGGGGCCAAAGCCCAGAGGCGCUCAUGGGGGCAUCCAUCACCGUGGAGACGCCCCUGGCUAUGAAGAAGCCCGAUUUCUACAGUGAGGUCAAAACAAAUGCCUAUAAAACUGACAUUGAAGUGCUCAAAGAUGAGUGCCUUCAAAUGACCAUUCUCAGUGUUAAAAAGUGAAGUUAAAUGGUGUAACCUACAGCGGUCACCUAAAGUGUGUGGACACUUGUGUGCGCACUUAAAACUGAAUUUUUAUUGAAAUUAGCAAAAUAUUAAACCAAGUGGCAUCCGCAAAAGCUGCUGGAUCUUUUAUUAAAAAUAAUUUCAGUUUUUGUGAGCCAUUUUGUCAGUGACUUUUAAAGCCCAAAGUAUACUUAAGUUUUGACGCGAAUGCCUAGCUACUUGUGUUUGAUAGCAUGCUCAAACACUGGCCCUCAACACAUGCGCACUAUGAAGUUUUGUCCUUUUCCAGUGUCUACGCUAUUUCUCUCCAGAAGUUAUGGCUGAUAAAAUUGUCUUUGUACUUGUUUAAACUAGAGUUGCGUGUAUCUCUUAACCCCCUCACACAAGUGCCGGUCAACAAAAGCAUCUUUUGUUGUUGCUGUCUCCAGUUAGUUUGUUUUUCUGUUUUGACUGUGAAA
Molecule: messenger RNA, 1718 nt
Organism: Sinocyclocheilus grahami
Lineage: Eukaryota; Metazoa; Chordata; Actinopteri; Cypriniformes; Cyprinidae
Gene: gpr4
Product: G protein-coupled receptor 4
Exons: 1
Coding region: 163-1257 (364 amino acids)
Biological process (GO): G protein-coupled receptor signaling pathway
Cellular component (GO): membrane
Molecular function (GO): G protein-coupled receptor activity
Source: RefSeq, a predicted model, not a curated record